AUCGAACCUUGAAAUAUAAUUACCUUGAGGGGUCACUGGCUCUUAAUUUACCUGAACUAAUCAUUGAAAUCUACAUAAACCUCAUUGAAAUCCUAUCACCAUGCCUCCACAUCUCGUAUUCCAGAAGACUCAUCAAAGAUGCGAUUCCUGGCACUCAUCACUGCCCAAUUCCUGUUACCAGGAGUUUUCGCAAUUCUUAAUGCAACAGAAAAUGAUAGCCGCCUUACCAUCGCCAACGACCGCCUCUAUGCAACCGUGAGCAAGCAGACUGGGAAGGUCGAUGGGCUUACACUCGACGGCCAGGAUCUUCUAGGGUCCGGCACACUUUACCUGGAUUGUUAUUGCACACCAUCGGGGUUCUACACACCUGGAAGCAAAGGUGCCACUUUCAAGCUUGUCCAGGGGGAAGACAGUACAGGGAAAAAGUAUGGCGGGAUCAUCAUGGGAGAGACCUACACUGCCACCAAGCAACGACUCGAACAAUACUAUUUUCUCCGCGAAGGGGAAACUGGCCUUCAUACAUUCAGUCGUCUCGUGUAUAACAACAAGGAGACGCCGUUUCUACGAAAUCUUCAAGAAUUUAGAACUCUUCUCCGUCCGAACCAUUCGCCAAAUCUCUUUACUCAUUUUGUCACAAAUGAGGAAUUCGACGCACCUCGACCAAAUACCGACGGUCAAGUUGUCGUACAGGAUGCAACUUGGUGGCUAGCGCAUCGCGACGAUCCUUAUGUAAAAGGAGUGGCUGAUUAUUUCACCAAGUACACAUUCCAGGAUACCUGGCGGGACCAUAAAGCUCACGGCAUGUACGCGGAUGGAAGCGCAAGCAAGGAUGGCUCUACUUAUGGUGCCUGGCUUGUACACAAUACCGUCGACACGUACUUUGGCGGUCCGAUUCACUCGGAUCUUGUCGUUGAUGGUAUCGUUUAUAAUUACAUGGUAUCUAAUCAUCAUGGCGAUGGCACCCCAAAUAUUACCGACGGUUUCGACAGAACGUUUGGGCCACAAUACUUUCACUUCAACAAAGGCAAACCCAAGACGCCGCUCGCAGAUCUUCGGCGUGAUGCAGAACAAUACGCAAAGCCCGACUGGAACGCAGACUUCUACGAUUCAAUCGCGCAACAUGUGCCCAACUACGUUCCGACAUCCGGACGAGGGACCUUGAAGGGCAAGAUUAACCUACCGAAAGGUGCCACGGAUCCCAUUGCCGUCCUAGCUCAGAGCGGAGUGGAUUUUCAGGACAACGUUCUUGACCCGAAAGCAUACCAGUAUUGGGCCAAUAUCGACAAGGCUGGCAAAGUAUCCAUUCCUCGCGUGAAGGCGGGAAAAUACCGUCUUACAGUAUAUGCACAUGGUAUCUUCGGAGACUACGUACAGGAUGACAUCCUCAUAUCUGAAGGCAAAACCACCACGAUUGAUGCAAAGUGGACUCCGGAGACAGCAGGCACUGAACUUUGGCGAAUCGGCACGCCAGACAAAAGCUCUGGGGAGUUCCGACAUGGCUAUGCUCCCUCCGAUAGAUCGCUGCACCCACAAGAGUACCGGGUGUACUGGGCUGCGUAUGAUUUUGUUGAUGAGUUUCCAAAGGGCGUCACAUACAAGGUUGGUAAGGAUGACCCAGCCAAAGCCCUGAACUACGUCCACUGGAGUGUUUUCGGAGGCAAGGCAAACUAUGUCCGACCCAAUCCAGUGUACGACAACAUCAAUAACUGGACAGUUCUAUUCGAUGUAACCGAAGCCCAACUGAAGAACAGGUCAACCGCUACAUUUACAGUUCAGCUAGCUGGAGCUAAGACGGCUGCUGGCAACACUGAUGUAUACAACGCGAGCGAGCCGUACUCAAACCUGCCAUAUACCGUGAACGUAAACGGCCGAGACUUGAAGCCCUGGGUGAUCCCAUAUUGGCAGAGUAGUUCCUGUGCUGUUCGAUCGGCCGUCAUUUGCUACACCCUGGCACAUAAGUUCGAGUUCAAUUCAACACUACUUAAGGCAGGCGAAAACACCUUUGUACUCAGCCUUCCAUACAAAGGUACGAAUUAUGAAAGCGCUCUGCUUCCAGAGAGUGUUUAUGUGCAAUAUGAUGCAUUGCGUUUGGAGGUGAAAUAG
Messenger RNA from Aaosphaeria arxii CBS 175.79, 2103 nucleotides. RefSeq names its product polysaccharide lyase family 4 protein. Gene Ontology annotation, biological process: carbohydrate metabolic process. The record is from RefSeq and is a predicted model, not a curated record. NCBI's taxonomy places the organism in Eukaryota, Fungi, Ascomycota, Dothideomycetes, Pleosporales. Bases 139 to 2103 code for a protein of 654 amino acids. The transcript has 4 exons. Gene Ontology annotation, molecular function: carbohydrate binding; catalytic activity.